Cercopithifilaria johnstoni is the source of this 393-nucleotide messenger RNA. The record is from the annotation of a GenBank genome assembly. NCBI's taxonomy places the organism in Eukaryota, Metazoa, Nematoda, Chromadorea, Rhabditida, Onchocercidae.
AUGGAAGAAAUCGGAAGAUGGUAUUCGAAAGAAGACGAAAUAAAAUUGGAAGUUUGUCCUGAAAUUAUGACAAACAUUCGUUGUGGUGGUGCGCAAAACGAAGAUGACGAUAACGAAGCAGCGAAGAAAGCUGCAGAAGAGAGAACACGUAAGAAAGCGGAGGUACGUAAACGUCUGGAAGAGGCCAAUCGUGCCAAAAAAGCCAAGAAAGGCUUCCUUACGCCGGAAAGAAAGAAGAAACUACGUAAAUUACUAAUGAUAAAAGCGGCAGAAGACUUAAAGCAACAACAUAUGCUAAGAGAACAGGAAAGACAACAUGUCUUACAGGAACGUAUCUUACCUUUACCAGAUUUGGAUAACAUUCCGGAUGGUUUGCUAUUUUACAUUCUGUAG